This is a messenger RNA of Plasmodium malariae, 8781 nucleotides long. RefSeq names its product conserved Plasmodium protein, unknown function. The transcript has 3 exons. NCBI's taxonomy places the organism in Eukaryota, Apicomplexa, Aconoidasida, Haemosporida, Plasmodiidae. The coding region runs from base 1 to 8781 and encodes 2926 amino acids. The record is from RefSeq and is a predicted model, not a curated record.
AUGAAAACGUUUACUAGAAAUAGAAGUGUAUAUUCAAGUAGUAUAUCUGAAAAUGAGACAAAAUUAAUUAAUAAAAGUGAAAAAACUAUUGAACAUAUAAAAAAUAAAUACAAAAAUGAUCAAUAUUCAAAUUGUCUUAACAUAGAUAACAGUUACAAAGGUGAACAAAAGAAAAGAAAGGAAGAAAAUACAGGUAUAGAAAUUGAUACAGAGAAAGAAAAAGGAAAUUGUGAUAACUCAAUUCUGGGUAAGUCAAAUAUUAAAGAAACUAUAAAAAAUUCGAUAAAUAAUGGAAAAAAUCUUUUCAAUAAAUACAAAACUUUAUUCACAAAGGACAAAACAGAUAACGAAGAAAUAAGACAAGAUAUGAAUGACACUGAAAAAAAUAAUAGUAAUAAUGAUAGCAAUAAUAGCAGUAACAGUAAUAAUAGCAGUAACAGUAAUAAUAGCAGUAACAAUGAAAGAAAUAGUAGGAGUUAUAAUGUGGGGAGUGAACCCAUAGUUUUCAAUAAAAAUAGCAUAUAUACAACGAAUAGGGGGUAUGAUUUAAUAGAUAUAACAAAAAGUAGCAAAUAUUCUGACGUUAGAAAAGAUUAUAGUAAUAGUAGUAAUGAUGAACGUAAUAAUAACGCAUCAAAUAGAAACUACAGUGAAACAGUUAGCUCUAAGAGAAAGUUUUACGCACUUGAAGAGUUAAAAACAAAUAGCCAUGUAGAUUUAGAAAUGUAUGAGUCCUUGUACGUCACUAAUAAAAAACACACGUAUGGUAGACAGGGUUCAGAAAACAUUUAUAAUUCUUCUAAUACGGAUACUAAAGAAAAUAAUAAUGGCAAUUCAAUUUUAAUAGACUGUGAUAAUAUAAAGAAAGAGGACAAGAAAAUGAAUAACUACGAAUUUUAUAAAAACAACAUAAAUAAUGGAGAAUAUUUAGGUAAUGUGAAAGGGAACAAUAUAAAGAAUGUGUUUGUUAGAAAUGAUGAUAAUAAAAGAUGGAUCGAAGAAAAUAAGGAAACAAAUUUUAACUUUCCAUAUAGUAAUAGAACAUAUAAAGAGAAUAUAAACAAUAAUCAUGAUAAUGUAUAUAAAAAUAAUAUUAGGUAUAAUUCUACUACUGUUGAUAUUCCGAAACCUAAUAAUAAUUCAAAUAAAAUAGAUAUUAAUUUGUUAUAUAAUAAUAAUAUAGAGAAAUUGAAUAGCAACUUAUCCGCUUACAAUGAUUCAAAUAAAAUAGCUCAACUGCAGGAGAAAUACAAUAAUAAUUUUAUUUAUGAAAAAGAGUAUCCUGUUCAUAUAAAUGAUAUUAAGGAAAAAGCAAGUAGUAAAAUCAAGAAGGACAUCAGUGCUACCUAUGCUAAUAAUUUGGCCUUAUACAACAAUAAUGCCAACAACAAUAAUUUCAACAACAAUAAUAAUAACACUAACAACAAUAAUAAUAACACUAACAACAGUAACAACAAUAACAACAAUAACAACAAUGACAACAAUAACAACAAUAACAACAAUAACAACAAUGACAACAAUAACAACAAUAACAACAAUAACAACAAUAAUAUUAACGGUGGUAACGACAACAUCUCGAAAAAUGAGUUAAGAAGUAGCUUUUUAAACAACAUAGUAAAUAGCAGGAAUAUGAAAGAGGGGAAUUGUAUAAAGGACAAGAAAGGUUCAAAUGAAAAAGAAUUGGAGUUUUUUAAUCGAUUUAAUUAUAACAGUGAUGGUAGGAAUAAAGGGAUGAACAAUACAGAUGUGAAUAAUAAAAAGCAGAAAAUUCUAGAGAAUCUGAUGAAUAUUAACACAAACUAUGAUGAAGACAAAAGUAAAACUAAUUUGAAUAUGAAUGACAUAAAAAGAAAUUAUUUGGAUAAUUUUUAUAGAAAUAAAAAUAUAAAUAAGUUCGAGUAUAAAAAUGCUCAUCAUAAACGUUCCAGUUCUAGCAAUGUGGAUAUGGGAAGACAAGAAAAUGAGAAAAUUAGUAAUUACUUAAAUUAUGCUGAUGAUACACAAGCUAGAAUAAAUUACUACAAUGAAAGAGGAUCGGGGAAUAUUUCAGCAUAUGAAAGAUAUCUGCAGUUAAAAAAUGACAAUAGUAAUAAAAGUAAAAAUAAUAAUAACACGAACUCGAAUAGUAACGGUAACUUCAUGAGUAACAAUGUAAAUGAUAUAAACGCCAAAGAGAUAAAUCGCAAUACUAACAUUAACAGAGAUCCGAUGAACAAUAAUAGAGGCGACAAUAAUAAUAGAGACAACAGUAACAGGGGAAAUAACAACGUUAAUUAUAAUGUUAAUCAUAAUGUUAAUCAUAAUGUUAAUAAUAAUGUUAAUCAUAAUGUUAAUAAUAAUGUUAAUCAUAAUGUUAAUAAUAAUGUUAAUCAUAAUGUUAAUAAUAAUGUUAAUCAUAGUGUUAAUCCUAAUGUUAUUCAUAAUGAUAAUCAUAAUGUUAAUCCUAAUGUUAUUCACAAUGAUAAUCAUAAUGUUAAUCCUAAUAUUAAUCCUAAUGUUAAAAAUAAUGUUAAUCAUAAUGUUAUUCAUAAUGAUAAUCAUAAUGUUGAUCAUAAUGUUGAUCAUAAUGUUGAUCAUAAUGCCGAUCAUAAUGCUAAUCAUAAUGUUAAUCCUAGUGCUAACUAUAAUUAUAAUCCUAAUGUUAAUGUCAAUAGGAGCGGAAGUAACUCGAGAAAUAACAACGAUCUGGCAAAUCUGGGACACCUCGAUUUGAAUGAAAUAAGAAAAAAACACUUUAACACUUUUAACAACAACACAGAAAACGAAUCAAAAUAUUUAAAUAAAAGAGAAAACUAUUUUGAGGAUAAAACAGAAAGUUAUACCCUAAAUGUCAUAAAUGAAAGGAACAAGAUGUCACAUUUAUUAAAUAAUUAUGAAGAUUUAUAUUCUUUUGAUAAAAAUAUAAAAAAAAAGAAUGACAUUAAAAACAUUGUAUGUGUAUGUCAAGCGAGUAAGCAAAUGGCUCGAUUACAACUACACAUGGAAGAGAGCAGACAGAUGUUAGAAACAGAAAAGAAUUUACUGAAAAAGAAAAAAGAUAAUUUUGAAAAGAAAGUAGAAAUGUUAGCGGAAAAAGAAAAAGAAAUAGAUAAGAUCCAUUCACAAAUUAAAGAUAAAGAAAUAACUAUUGAUAAAAAAAAGAACGAAAUUGAAGAAAAAGAAAAAUAUGUGAAUUCUAUAAAAUGUAAAUAUGACAAUGCCCAGAAAGAAUUGCUUGACAAAAUGAAUGAGUGUAUUACUAUUGAAAAUAAAUGUAAAAAUAAAUUAUAUGAAUACGAUGAAAAGUUUGGUCAAUUUAAUAAAAAAAUAAAAGAAAUGGAAGAACGAGAGAAGGAUAUAGAAAAUGAAAGAAAAAGUAUGGAAAGAAAAGAAAAAAUGUUAAAUAAUAAUAAAAAAGAAUUAGAAGAAGAGAAAUUAUUAAAUAUAAAAGAAAAGAAUGAACUUGAAAUGUUAAAAAAGGAAUUAGAAUCCCUAGAAAAAGAGAAAAAAAAAAUUAUAGAAUGUGAAUAUAACAAUUUGCAUAAUAAAGAAGAAGAAUUAAGACGAAAUGAAAGAAGUAAUUUGAUAAAAGAAAAUGAACUAAAAAGUAGAAUAGACAAGUACAAUGAAUUAAUCGAUGAAUUAAAUAAAAAUAAGAAGGAGUUAGAAAAUGAUAAAAUGAAAAUUUUAGACAACAUGCAAGAAGAAAGGAUGAAGUUGCUUAACGAAAAGAAUAACCUGAAAAAGGAAAAGGAUAAUGAGAUAAAUUAUAUGAAGGAGGAAUUAAAAAAAGAAAGAUCACUUAUGAUUGAAGAUGUAGAGAAGAUGAAAAUAAUUAUGCUAGAGGACAUUGAAAACACGAAAAAUGGAAUGCUACAAAAUAUGGAUAAAGAAAGUAACAAGUUAAGAGAAGAAUUAGAAAAUGAAAAAAGAUUGAUGAUAAAAAAUGUAGAGGAUGAAAAGGAACAAUUUAAAGAUUAUAUAGAAAAGAAGUGCAAGGAAAAUCUUCAAAAUGAAAAAUUGUUGUUAGAAAAAAAAUACGAAGAGGAGAAUAACAAACUACAGAACGAAAUGGCAAAUGAAAGAAUGAAGUUUGUUAAAGAUAGAGAUAAUUUUGAACAACAAAAAAAGAUAUAUGAAGAGGAAUUUCGAGAAAAAUGCGAGAAAUAUGAAGAAAGUAUACAGAAAAAAUAUGUAAUGUUAGAAGAAGAAAAAAAUAAAAUGAAAUAUCUUAUAAUGAAAGAACAAGAAGAAUUAGAGAAUUAUAAAAAGAGUGUGUAUCUAGAUAUAGAAGAGGAGAAAGAUAAGUUGUAUGUGCAACAAGAAAAGUUAAAUUUAGAAAAAGAAAAUUUAUUAGUAGAAAAAGAGCAAAUUGAAAUAGAGUUAAAAAAUUAUAAGAAUUUUAAGGAAAAAGAAGAAAAUGACAUAAAAAUUAGAAUUAUAAAUUUAUCACAACAACAAGAAGAUUUAAAUAAAGAGAAGGAAAAUUUAGAAAAAGAAAAAGAAGAAUUAGAAAAAAGAAAAUAUGAUUUAGAUGAAAGAGAGGAAGGAUUAAAUAAUGACAAGCUUCAAAUGGAACAAUCACGUAAAAUAUUUGACGAACAACUUGAUAAAAUAAAAAGGAAUAAGGAAGAAUUACUGAAUUAUGAUAAAGAAUUAAAGACAAAGGAAAUAGAUUUAAUUGAAAAGGAAAAGGAGCAUAAUAAGAAAGAAGAUGAACUGAGUAAAAAAAAGGAAAAAUUAAACAAGUUUGAUAGCGAACUUAGAGAAUAUAGUGAAAAGUUACAGGCUAGAGAAAAAAAACUUAAAGAAAAAAAAAACGAAUUGCAAAAAGUGAAAGAUCAAUUGGUUAAUUAUAAAAAUAGUUUAAAAGAAAAAGAUGCGCAAUUUCAAAUGAUUGAGAAGCGAGAAAAAGAGUUGUUAGAUGAACAAACAGUUAUUCACAUAGAUAGAAACAGUUUAGAAGUAGAGAAAAAACAAUUUCUGUUAAUGAAGGAAAAGCAUGAAAAAGAUACUGAAUUUAUACAAGAACAGUUGAAAUUAUUACAUGAACAGUUAAAAAAUAAAGAAAAAUCUCUUAAGGAGAAGGAAAAUGAAGUAAAUUUAUUAAAUAAAUUACAAGAUUGUCGAAGUAAGAGUGGAAAAGGUGCUAUUAUAUCAUUAAAAAAUCUUGAAAAUAGAAAAUAUAGUUCUAAUUUAUCUAGAAUAAGUAAUUCUAAAAAUAAGGUGAAAGUUAAAAUUAUCGGUAAAAAUAAGUUAGACAUAAUAAAAAGAAGAAAUAGAAAAAAAAGUAUAAAUUUUAACUACAACAAUUUGGAAAUCAAUAAUAGUAUUCAAUAUAUUGAUAGUAUGAUUAAUGAAAAUUUCAAAAAUAAAACUUUUUUAAAAUAUAAGAAUAAUAACUUAGGAUUAUCAGAUGCGAAUUUCACAUCUGAUGAAAUGGGCAAUCACAAGAGCACACAUCCUAAAAGUAAUAGUAAUAGUAAAAACAAUAUUAAUAACAAUAUAGAGUCUAAAUAUUUGAAUGAUAAGGAGUUGAAUUAUGAUAAGAACUCAGCGCAAAUAGAUAUGAUAUAUGACAAUAUUAACGAUAAGAAAUGUAAGGAUAUGUGGAAAAACAAUAAUAAAAAAAAAUAUAUUGCUGAUUACGCGGUUAAUGUGAUAGAUGGUGUUGGAUUUGGUACCACCAAUAAUAAUAAUGAGAACAAAUCAUUCAAGAACAAUUACUCUAGUGAGACUAAUAAUAGGGGUAAUCAUAGCAAUAUGUAUACAAAGUCCAGGUAUGACUUUGAAAAGGAUUCAUAUAAUGCAUCUAACAUGCACAAUGCGAUUACUGACAGUCGAUCGUCGAACAGUAAUUAUAUGAACGAAGCAGCAGAUGAGAACACAACCAAUUAUAAAAAACGCGAUGAUGUCAUUUAUUCCGACACGAAUGAAUAUUUCGGAAGCAAUAAUAAUAAUGAUGGUAAUAAUAAUAAUAAUGAUGAUGAUGAUGGUAGUAAUAAUAACAACAGAAGUAAUAAUAACAACAGUAGUAAUAAUAACAACAGAAGUAAUAAUAACAACAGUAGUAAUAAUAACAACAGUAGUAAUAAAAAUAAUGACAUUGUUGAUAAUAAAAACUAUUUUAAUACCCAGAACAGCAGAAAAUAUAAUAACGGUAUGGGGAAAAUGUCUUCUCGGAAUUUUGUAUUGAAAGAAGGGAAUAUUGGGAGUACAAAUUUAAGUAACGACAAUUACAAUCAGGGUUACAAAGAUGACGAUAAUAAUCGCGAUAUAAAAAACGGAGGAAAUAAUGGAGGUGAAUAUCACAAUGUUGAAGGGAACAAUAGCAUGAACAAUCAUGUAAACAGGAAUAAUGUGCGGGGUGAGCACAACAACCAGAAUAAUUAUGGGAAUAACAUGAAUGCACUGGAAGGUGCUGAAAAUGAGGCAGACAGGAAUGGUUACAACAGUAAUAGCAAUAACAAGCAGAGUAGCAAUAACGGUAAUAUGUACAAGUAUAGUAAUAACAGGGUACAGAAUAACAUUAGGGAAUACCUAAAUAGCGACAAGUAUAAUAACAGUUAUAAUAUAAACCAUUUAAGCACAAACAUAAAGAUGGGGAAUAGCAAUUUUAAUGAUACGUUACAUUCGGGUGGUGGUUCAUGUGUAGGUUUCAAAGAGAAAAAAGAGCACGAACAUGGCAAUAUUAUGUCAUCAUUAAAUGUAAAUAAUUUAAUAGAAUCAGAUCUUAUUGAUGUAAGAAGUAAUUAUGAAUAUUAUCCUAAUAAUCGAAAUAAUAAACAGGACACGGGAGAUCAUACUCAUGAUAAAGGUGCAGGUGAUAAACAUAAUGAUAAGAGAGGAGAAAAUAAUUAUAAUGGGGACGAUACUAACUAUGAGGGGGGAGUAAAUAAUUAUAAGGAGAAUGAUGUGAACUAUAAGGGGAACCAUACUGAUGAUAGGUUGAUAGAGAAUUAUGAAUAUAACGAUUCAACCAUGUUAGAAUAUGAUAAUUUUAAAGAAAAUGACCCAAAUAAAAAUACCAUAUGUAUUGAUAAUAUUAAUAAGAACAUUAAUUGCAUUAAUAAUGAUGUAGAUAAUAUAAAUAACAACAUUAAUAACAUUAAUGAUAAUCUUCAUAAAAUUAGUAGUACUGUACAUUUCAUUAAGGAUGAUCAUAUGAAUAGAAAAAAUCAAGUUUCAUUAAACAAAAUAGACAAUUUAGUAAACAAAAAUAUGCAAUCGAUAAAUCAUAUAUCAAGCUUUAUGCAAAGCAGUAGAAAAAAAACUAUGCCAUUAAAUAAAGAAGUUACAAAUUUUAAGAAUUCAAACGCGUUUAACGAUGAGAAAAAUAAUAAGGAUGGAAAGUCUUAUAAGGAUUAUAGCGACAAACUAAAAAAAGAAAAUAAUUUUGAUGAAUUUUUGGAGGAGGUGAAUUGUCAAAAAUAUGCUAAUAGUACAUAUACUGAAAAAGUAGAUGAUGAAUAUUGCUCAAAUGUGGAAAACAUUUUGACGAAUAAAAAUAUGGACGAUUCGUAUCAGUAUAAUAAGGAUGUAUAUAAUAACAGUGGUGAGGAUGUCAGUGGAAAACGAGGUGAUCAGGUAGCGAACAACAACAGCAACGUGGUCAGAAGCAACAGCAGAAGCAACAACAGUAAUAACGCUGGAAAUAAUAAUAAUGGUUACGAAAGUAGAAAUAAUAAGAACGCUGUUAUGAUACCGUCUGCACCACUUGCUCAUAACAAUACGAAAAUAAAUCAAGCAAAUGGAUACAGUAGUGAUAGUGACAUACUGCGCAAUCAUAACCAUAUAUUGGAAAACGAAGAGGAAAAACUGAGAAGACUUAAUUCACACACAGCUAUUACUUGUGAUCAUGAAGGCAAAUUGAAAACUCGUAACUACAGUAGUAACAUAUAUUACAAUGGUAAUAAUAAUAAUUAUAACAACUACGAAAAGAGCUAUGAUAAGAAGCAUGACAACAAUUAUGAUAACAAUUAUGACGACUAUGACAAUACUUAUAACGGUAGUUAUAAUAAUGAUGAUCGUGAUGAUGCACGGAUAUAUAGAGGUAAUGAAAAACAUAUCGUGAAAAAUAGAAAUCAAAAUAUCAUCUCUACUAAUAAAGAUAAUGAUAGGAAUGAAUAUAAAAAUAAUACAAUAUAUCUUAAAGCGGCAAAUCCGAAUAAUGAAUUGUUGGUAAAAGAAAAAAAUAAAGCUAAUUUUAUGAGUUUAGAAAAGAGUAACUACUUCCAUAAAAAUAAAAAUAAUAAUAGAAAUAACGGCAGUAAUGAUAACAGUAAUGAUAGCAAUAAUGAUACCAAUAAUGAUAAUAGUGCAUGUAACAAAAAUGUAUUCAAUACUUUGAAAAAUCAUCAUAUAAAUGCACCUAAUUUAGAGAGUGAACAUAAAAAUGUAAACGUAAAUGUAAAUAAACAUAGUAACAGUAAUGAUAAAUCAAAUAUGCUAGGGAAAAAUGCGAACAAAAAUGGGAACAAAAAUGCGAACAUGGUAAGGAUAAAAGGUUUUAUGAAAGAAAUACAAAAUUCGAAGGAGUCACGUAACAACAACAAUAACGACAACAGUAGAAGUAACACUCGUGGUGGUAGUAAUAAUAAACAGAGCAACUAUGUAAAUUACAACAACAAUAAAUACCUGAAUUCUAAAGAUGUUUCCAAUAAUGGCGUCCAACGAAGCAACAACAGUAACAACAGCAACAGCAAAAACAGCAAAAACAACAUAAUAGAACAGCUUGAUAAGACCUUGCUGAAUAAAUCAAUAAUGAUAAAUAAACAGAAAAAGAAAAUGGACAAAAACUAG